UGAAACUACAUGUCUGAGGACAAACUCUCUUUUUCUUCUUUACAAAGACAACGGAGAACUCUUGGCAGGCCUGAAGCCCUUCUAUUAAAGUCUGGAUUUGCAGCUUUUAUCUUUGUCAGUUCUUUUCUGUCGUCUGCUCAUCUCAGCCACUGUACUUAAGGAAGUACAAAAGACAUGGCCUCAGCCAGUGUCUUCACACUUGAGGGACAGCCUCUGUGUUCAAUCUGUCUCCAUGAGUUCACUGAGCCUGUCUCUACUCCAUGUGGACAUAACUACUGCAAGGCCUGUAUCACAGCAUACUGGGACACCACUGACCGGCCACAGUGUCCCCUCUGCAAGAAACAGUUCCACACUCGACCCCAGCUUCAGGUCAAUACAGAGUUCAGAGAUAUGGUCGGGCGUUUCAACAACACGAGGCUUAGGAGUGAAGAUAACACUCUUGCCAAACCAGGAGAGGUUCCCUGUGACAUCUGUCCUGGGCCAAAAUUCAAGGCGCAGAAGACAUGCCUGCUGUGUUUGUCCUCGUACUGCCAGAUUCAUCUUGAGCUUCAUCAAGGAGUCGCAUCUCGUAAGAAUCACCAGCUGAUUGACCCGGUGACAAACCUGGAGGACAGAGUGUGUAAGAAGCACGACAGGAUGUUUGAGUUCUUUUGUCUGGUGGACCAGAUGUGUGUUUGCUUCAUGUGCUUGAACGACGAGCAUGCAAUGCAUAGAGCCAUCCCGUUACAACAAGAGAUCACAGCGAGGAAGGCCCGGCUGGUUGAUGUUGUGGCAGAGAUGAAAACAAUGGAAAAGGCUAAAUCCAGGAGCAUUGCAGAAAUCAAAUACUCGGUGGAACAGAGCAGGAUACAGGCAGCGAAAGAGCUAGAAGAAAUUGCUGAAGUUUUCACUGACCUGAUACUCUCCCUGCGAAGGAGCCAGAUUGAACUGACUGAUUUGAUCAAAGGGAAGCAGGAAGCAGCGGAGAAACAGGCCAGAGACCACCUGACAAAGCUGGAGCAGGAAGUCACAGAGUUAGUGACAAGAAGAUCUGAAAUGAAGGAGCUUUUACGGACAGACGACGAUAUCAAGCUCCUACUCGGAUGUCCCUCUCUUGACUUUGCUGCACAUGGUAACCAAAUGGACCCUCUGUCCCAUUUUAAUCCUCCAGUACUACCUGAACUGUCUGACCUUAGUCCACAGACUUAUGUAGGGAUGGUGAGAAAAUGCGUGGCUCAGAUGGAGAAGACAUUCAGCAACGAGAUGGAGAUGCUAAUCCAUGAGGUCAGUUUAUCUGAUGGUUGCGAGGUGGCAAAACCAUCUGACCAGGCUGAAAAACCAAUGACAGAUGGGUUCAUUGAAGAAGUGUGGAAUACACCUCAGGACAAGCUCAUGAUGAUCCAGCAGUGCAAUGCCAUGGAUGUGACUCUGGAUGCCUACACCGCCCAUUUAAAUGUCAUGGUGUCAGGGGAUGGAAAACAACUGAGGGUUCGCGAUGGUCAAUCAUUUUUAUCUUCUUUAUUUGGGAACAGAGUUUUACAUAAUACCCUAGUUCUUGGGGCAGACGGCUUCACCUCAGGAAGAUUCUAUUAUCAGGUUCGGGUCAGUGGUUGUGACAGUUGGAUCUUGGGAGUUGCCAAAGAGUCCAUUAAUAGAGACAUGAUUUCCUUGCCUGAGGAUGGGUACUGGACAUUUUGUGGAUUCCACACCCUGUCCCACCAUAGAGAGACUUUUUUUGGAAACAUACGCGCAGAACCAGUUCGCCUGAGACAAACACCCAAGACAGUUGGUGUGUUUGUUGAUUAUGAAAAGGGAGAGGUCUCCUUCUAUGAUGUGGACACCCGGACUCUGAUCUACUCCUACACAGGAUGUAACUUCUUUGAGACCCAACCAGCACUAAAAGCGUUUCUCUUUUCUAUGGCUGGUGCUCCCUUAAGCAGCAGAUCAAAGCUGUUUCCUAGUUUAGGUAUCUAUGGAAACGAUCAGAAUAACGUACUCGAAAUCACUCCUGUGGCCCAUUAAACUGAGGCUUAGAGAAGAUCUGAAACCAUUUUGUCCUUCCACAAACCUGAACUUGUGAAUCAGCCAACUGAGUACCAAUCCAAUUUCUUGAGCAUUGAAAAAAGGACAGAUAAAAGAUUAUAAGGUACACUUUGAAGGGAAUUAUUUCUAGUAUUUCACGGUCAACUACUCAAGAAAAACAGGAGACCAUUGCCAUGUGAUUUUGUUUGUUGUGCAAUUCAAGGUUUUAAGAAGCCAUGACUCCGGGAUCUUAUCUGAGGGUUUGAAUAAAACCUGAAAAGUCAUAAAAUUAUCAUUAGGUUUUAAUGCGAUGGAAAUAUUGAUCACUUCUCCAGAAAACAGAAUUAGCGACUGGAAAUUUUUUCUAGUCUGUGAUGAAGCUCAAAGAUCCUCUAAGCUCACCCAGUAGCCAAACAGCAAGCAGUUUGCUAGCAACAGUACUGCUACGACAGACUGUACACAUUGUUGCCUGAAUGGUGCAAUUAUCUUGUUUUAAUCAUCGCCAUGUUCCUCUGUUUUGAUCGUUUUGACUAGCAUUAGCUCAUAUUGUUUAGCUUCAAGCUAGUUGUUAACUUUCAUGAGAUGCACUUUUCAAUACUAGCAUUUCUUCAUCCCUCUCCAAUGGCUUGUUCUGUGUACCUUGGAAGUCGGAUGUUGGAGUUAGGAAUGAUGUCACAUCCAAGACUAGUUAGAAAGUUGUUAAGCCACUGACUUCUGCUGUUGUUGGCAUUGUUUGCUAACACCAGGCGGUAACAACACAUGCUACGUGAUAGAGUACAAAAGCAACAUGAAAACAUGUCCACGGAUAAAACUUGCACAGUACCAUCCAUGUGACUCAUUAUAUUACACAAAAAGUGACUAUGUUGCUAAUAAAUUCUAUUAAAUGUAAAACUUGUACUGUUAAUACACAGUGCAGCCAUCUUGGAUUUCCAGCUUGGUUUCAGAGCCAUGAAGAAAAAUUUAGAGAUCUAAAUUUAAAUUUCAGCUCUCUUUUUUUUAUAAUUAAGGCAUAUAUAUUCUUGGAAUAUCUACCACACUUUAUAUCUUGAGGCAAGACAGGUAGGAAUAAAAUGCAACUAACAUUCAUUGAUUUACACUUAGCUUGUUGUGUUACACUCGUAUUUUACUGGGGGGGCCAGGCUGGAGCCAGGGUGUUGUCAGAGGGACACAUUCAACCCUGACAAAAGAGACUGAGAAGGGCGAGGACCGGCUGAAAACAAACUGGCAAUAUAUCAGUGCAUCCCUAUAUACUAGACAUAUAUACUACUGUGUACUGUAUCAAAAUGCAGACUGACAGCAGCUGUUUGGCUGUUUACACUCAACAUGAGUCCCUUAGCGCUCUAAGGGACUGGAACCAAGUGCCACACACGUGUUCCGCCUGUAACAUUGGCGUGAUACCGAAGCUUUUUUUAUUGUACAAUAUUUGUUUGGUGUGGAGGGGGGGGGGCACAGGGGGGGUCCAGGUUCAGUUUUACAGGGGCACUGGCCCCUGUUGGCCCCUCCCCAGAACCACCACUGCGUAUUGCAUAAAAGUCAGAGAUUAAACUGAUAAAUGCAGGGAGCAUGACUUACCAGACAGAUGAACCUGGAGGAGAGGUAGAAGGUUGCUCAGUCAUGUAUUAAUCUAUAUUUACAUAUAUAGUGCAGUGCCUAUAUGUAACCAGGGGAUGGCAGCAUUGUUUAACCAGUGUUCAUAUUUGUGUCUCAGCGUCACAGCAGUACAGACAAUAUGUACUUGUUUUUUUAUGUUAACAGGGUAAAAAACUCCCUCUUUAUCUGUUUUCAUUUUAUUGCAUGUUAAUAAAAGCUACUUAAAUUUUAA
Molecule: messenger RNA, 3823 nt
Organism: Notolabrus celidotus (New Zealand spotty)
Lineage: Eukaryota; Metazoa; Chordata; Actinopteri; Labriformes; Labridae
Product: E3 ubiquitin-protein ligase TRIM39-like
Exons: 3
Coding region: 175-2001 (608 amino acids)
Molecular function (GO): protein binding; zinc ion binding
Source: RefSeq, a predicted model, not a curated record